Didymodactylos carnosus is the source of this 930-nucleotide messenger RNA. The record is from the annotation of a GenBank genome assembly. Lineage: Eukaryota; Metazoa; Rotifera; Eurotatoria; Philodinida; Philodinidae.
AUGAUAUCUGUAGAUAAAAUGGCAGACGGUGGUUUUGGUAACGUGGCCCUGAUAGGUGGUUUUACUAUAUUGGCUUUUGUGGCUGGUAUCGUUUAUUUCAAUUUAAAACGAAAAAAACCAAAUAUGAAGGGUAACUUGAUUUCAUUGAAAAAUCCCGAUAUCAAAUAUCAUUUUGCGUUAGCAUAUAAAGAGAAUAUAUCUCAUGAUACACGACUAUUUCGUUUUGAACUACCAUCAGCCAAACAUAUUUUGGGUUUACCAGUCGGACAGCAUAUUUAUCUGACAACUCAUAUCGAUGGUGAGCUCGUUAAACGACCGUAUACGCCCACAACAUCAGAUGAUCAGAAAGGCUAUUUUGAUUUAGUAAUCAAAGUCUAUCCACAAGGUAAAAUGACUCAAUAUUUAGAUAAAUUAAAUAUUAAAGAUACAAUCGAAGUGAGUGGCCCUUCGGGUAAUUUAAUUUAUAAAAAUAAGGCUAUAUUUAAUAUACGUGUACGCAAACCUGAACCGUAUAAACCAAAAAAAGUACGACAAUUGGGUAUGAUAGCUGGCGGCACGGGUAUUACACCAAUGUACCAAAUUCUAUGUCAUAUAUUAAAAGAUGAACAAAAUGUUGGAGAAGAUAAAAUAAAAAUUUGGUUACUAUUUGCAAAUCAGACGGAACAAGAUAUUCUGUUACGAGAACAACUCGAAUUAUUAGCAAGUACAAAUUCCGAUUGUUUUAGACUCUGGUAUACAGUAGAUCGUCCACCAACGUCGGAUUGGAAAUAUAGUACAGGAUUUGUUUCGGAUCAAAUGAUUCGAGAACAUAUGCCACUACCAAGUGAAGAAACAUUAAUUUGUUGUUGUGGACCACCACCGAUGAUCAAAGCACAAAUUUCAAAUUUAGAUAAACUCGGUUAUAGCGAGUCAAUGCGCUUUACAUUUUAA